Molecule: messenger RNA, 345 nt
Organism: Loa loa (African eye worm)
Lineage: Eukaryota; Metazoa; Nematoda; Chromadorea; Rhabditida; Onchocercidae
Exons: 1
Source: RefSeq, a predicted model, not a curated record
AAUAAUAAUAAUAAUAAUAAUAAUAAUAAUAAUAAUAAUAAUAAUAUAUAUAUAUAUAUAUAUAUAUAUAUAUAUAUAUAUAUAUAUAUAUAUAUAUAUAUAUAUAUAUAUAUAUAUUAUUAUUAUAUUAUAUUAUUAUUUUUUUUUUGUAAAUACCUGUAUCAAUCUGUAUCAAUCGAAACAAAUCGAAACACUGUAUCAAUCGAAACAAACCAUCGAUCACUUCAAAGGAUAAUUAUUUUGAGAGAAUUUAUUGAUGUCAACAAUAAUAUUCAAAUGAAUGAAAUAUCAUUUUGUAUUUUAAACGAUGAAAUUCAAAAAAUAUCUUUCAUGAAAAUGUUAGGA